GCUCAAUAUCUGUGGCUUUAGCAUCAGGGGCUUGCCAAAGACACUGGAAUUUGAUGAGAUUAAUUUUCUAAAGCAAAUAAAAAACCGCGACGAAAACGGUUGGAAAUAAAAGGUUUUAUGUGCUGAACUAAGAAUUAUUUAAAAGUCGGUGCGUGAAAAAGUGUCAUGUGGGUGAGAAUGUAAUUGUAAUUUGUCAUUGAAAAAAGCUGAAUUACAUUGAAACAAAUAUAAUUAAUCAAAAUUACGAUAACUCUGACUUCAAACGUAAUUGAUUGCAAUUUUAUGACAAUGUAAUUACAGGUACAAUUUACAUUAGCAUAAAUAUGCUCUUAAAGACUGUUUGCAUGUCCAAGUCAUGACGCGGGUCAACGAGGCAGAAAAACCCUUCCUUUGUUAAAUUUUCGAGGAAAAAUGAAGGGGAGAUUCAUUUCGAUUUAUCACUAAUCCUCGUUGGUCGAAGGCCACACUACUCACACCAACGAAAAUUGUGCUCCUUUUGCAGGGACAGUACUUACGUACGGUAUAUGAAGUCCUGAGUAGAGUGAGGUCAUAAGUCAACGAACAAACACUUUUAAAAGGCUCUUAUGCAAACUGUUAGCAUAACUGGAUAAGAUACGAGACAACCCAACCAUACAGAUCCAAGUCAGCAUGCAGUAAAUAAGAGAGCAACAAAAAACGCGGAACAAAACUUGCACGAUGCAACAAAACCUCUCCGUUUGAUCAAUUUUCUGAAAUGAACUUAGAACCAUGGCCGAAAUUGGUGCUUUAAUAAGGAAACAGCAGAGCAAAUUUGUGGAGACUCUGGCCAAGAAGUCUCAUUUUUCCAUGUCUGAAGUCGAUGGCUUGCUCUCUGUGUACAGGAAACUCUCCGAAGGUCUUGAGGUAGACCGUAUGGAUCGAACCCGUUUUCGAGAGUUCCUUCACAACGCUUUCGAUAUGACGGAUGAUAUUUUGUUGGACCGAAUUUUCAAACGCUUUGACGCGGAUAACGAUGGAUAUGUGAGCCGAGAAGAGUGGGUGUACGGCUUGAGUGUGUUUCUAAAAGGCAAUGAGGAUCAACACAUCGAGUACUGCUUCGAUAUCUACGAUCUCAAUAGUGACGGUUUCAUCAGCCGAGAAGAGAUGCUCAAUAUGCUCAAAACCUGUCUGGGUCGCCAAGGUCUGGAGGAGGAUCAAGACGAAGGAGUAAAAGAUUUGAUUGAAAUGACUCUGAGGAAGAUGGACAUAGACAAAGAUGGUCGGAUCUCGGAAUCUGAUUGGACACAGACAAUCAAGGCCGAGCCUUUGAUGUUGGAGGCCUUUGGACCAUGUUUGCCCCAGAGAAAUGCCGGAGAGAUCUUUCUCGAGAAGUGCAGAGAGGCGGAUUGACUCACUAUAUACAAUAUUACACACAUACAUUUCCACCCACGACUCUUACUACUUUAAUACUUAUCAAACUUGGUCCAAUAAAGACAUUGCUACUUCGCCUA
This is a messenger RNA of Tigriopus californicus, 1469 nucleotides long. Its product is annotated as calaxin-like. Gene Ontology annotation, biological process: calcium-mediated signaling. The coding region runs from base 748 to 1368 and encodes 206 amino acids. Lineage: Eukaryota; Metazoa; Arthropoda; Copepoda; Harpacticoida; Harpacticidae. The record is from RefSeq and is a predicted model, not a curated record. Gene Ontology annotation, molecular function: calcium ion binding; kinase binding. The transcript is spliced from 3 exons.